Messenger RNA from Protopolystoma xenopodis, 337 nucleotides. The record is from the annotation of a GenBank genome assembly. NCBI's taxonomy places the organism in Eukaryota, Metazoa, Platyhelminthes, Monogenea, Polystomatidea, Polystomatidae.
ACUCUCUAUGAGGACAUGCUUCGCGAAUAUGCUGAGGCUAGGGCCCAGGAGACAAGCUGGCGACACCGUGAGCGUGCCUAUACUUCUCUUUAUCAAUUCACGAAGCAGCAGUCGCCUCGGGUGCUGGAUGAUAAUCUUACGCCAACCCCUACCCAACCAAUUGAUUCCUUGCUUUCCUCACCACAGUCCUUGUUUUCGCGGUUUAUUCGCUCCGAAACGACAGCAGCCAACGGCCGAGCGAAGUCAACUAUUACUUCAGAGGCCAGUCGACAACUUGUCACCACAACUUCCUGAUAAUGAUGUGAAUUAUUUUCCAACAGUCAGGCCAGAUUUUUAA